Messenger RNA from Prunus armeniaca (apricot), 315 nucleotides. The record is from the annotation of a GenBank genome assembly. Lineage: Eukaryota; Viridiplantae; Streptophyta; Magnoliopsida; Rosales; Rosaceae.
AUGCCUCUAUUACACUCUAGGCCUAAUAAAGCUACUUUUAAUGGGCUUCUUGACAAAGUAUACAGAAGACUUGCUGGAUGGAAAAGGAAACUUCUUUCUCUAGCUGGGCGAGCCACUCUUAUUAAGGCGGUUGCUGCUUCUAUCUCAAUUUAUACUAUGCAAACGACUAAAUUGCUUGCAAGUAUUUGUGAGGAGCUUGAUAAGCUUAAUCGUAACUUCUUCUGGGGAGGAAGUGAAAAGAAAAACAAAACUCAUUUAUGCCAAUGGAAUUUGGCCUGUAGACCCAAGAGCAAAGGUGGUUUAGGUCUUAAGUGA